This is a messenger RNA of Halichondria panicea, 1747 nucleotides long. Its product is annotated as protein spinster homolog 1-like. The record is from RefSeq and is a predicted model, not a curated record. The transcript is spliced from 11 exons. Gene Ontology annotation, biological process: transmembrane transport. The coding region runs from base 90 to 1643 and encodes 517 amino acids. Gene Ontology annotation, molecular function: transmembrane transporter activity. Gene Ontology annotation, cellular component: membrane. Lineage: Eukaryota; Metazoa; Porifera; Demospongiae; Suberitida; Halichondriidae.
GUAAACUCAAAGUAAUUUUAAAAUUAAUUAAUUGUAGACAACUUGGUAAAGAACUUGAAAAUCUCCAAGUCUAUUACAGAAGCAAAGGCAUGGGCAUGUGUAGCAGAAGCACAUUCAACAAAGUGUUCGCUGUGGCUAUUCUUACUGCCAUUAACUUCCUGAAUUACAUGGACAGGUACACAAUUGCAGGGAUCCUGACUUCACUGGAAGACACGACAGCAAAUGGUUUCAAAAUUAAUGGCAAGCCAGAGGCAAUUGAGGACUGGCAAGGAGGGCUGCUUCAGACUGCCUUCAUUGGAAGCUACAUGCUCCUCGCACCAUUAUUUGGUUAUCUGGGUGAUAGGUACGCACGCAAGUACAUCAUGAGUGUUGGCAUCUUGCUGUGGUCCGCCUUCACCCUAUUGGGAUCGUUUUCAGUGAAUUAUUGGAUGCUGUUUGGUACACGACUGUUUGUGGGUGUGGGCGAGGCCAGCUAUGCUACUAUUGCCCCUACCAUCCUGGCCGACCUGUUUCCAGUCGAGAGCAGACUCAGAAUACUCUCAAUAUUUUAUCUGGCCAUGCCCCUAGGAAGUGCAUUUGGCUACAUCAUUGGCGCUGAGCUUACUCAACUCAUACGUAUGUACACCAAUCAAGCAGUCCCAUGGAGAUGGGCCCUCAGGGUGACCCCUGGUCUAGGCGUGAUAGCUGUGUUACUGGUGCUGUUUGUUCUAGUGGAGCCUAAAAGAGGACAUAGUGAAGGUCAGAGGACAGGCAAGGGGGUCCAAGGGGAAACAGGAAUAACUGCUUACUUAAAGGACAUCUGGUAUUGUCUCACCACACCAACAUUCCUGCUCACCACCAUUGGGUUCUCUGCAGUGACCUUUACCACUGGAGCGCUGGCACAGUGGGCUCCACUCUACAUCUACCGGGUCUCUUACGUUGUAUUGGGUGCAGAUAAGCAAUACGAAAAGAGCACUGCUGCUCUCAUCUUUGGAGGCAUCACGGUAGUAGCUGGUAUUGCUGGGACACUGUGUGGCUCAGAGCUCUCCAAAAAACUGGGGAAGAAAACGAGGAAAGCUGACGCCAUUGUGUGUAGUCUGGGCAUGAUGUUAGGCACUCCUUUCCUGUUCCUCGCUCUCGUCGUUGCUCAGUACAAGAUCCUCUAUCUUGGAUGGGUGUUUGUAUUCGUUGCGGAGUUUUUCCUGUGUUUAAACUGGGCUCCUGUGGCAGCUAUCUUACUGUACACGAUUAGGGCUGGUAGACGGUCCACUGCUGAAGCUGUGCAGAUCCUGAUGUCCCACCUGCUGGGGGAUGCUGUCAGUCCACUCAUCUGUGGAGCAAUCUCUGAUAGCAUUUUUGCUGUGAUCGGACCAGUGCAGGGUGUGCAACAUGGUAAGGCAAUCAGUCUGGAGUUUGGCCUGCUCAUUACAGCCUUCGUCUGUGUGCUAGGAGGAGGGGCCUUCCUUGCUUCCACUUUAACUGUCGAGGCUGACAGGAAGGCUGUUGAGAUAUUCAAUAGCAAGGCAAACCAUUCAGUGCAAAAGUCUGCCCAUGUCGACUAUGUUCCUCCUGACGCAGCAGAUGAUUUUGAUGAGCGCAAAGAACUCUUGGCAGAUGCAAUUAAAGAUAAAGACAUUGUGUCUGUAGACUACAAGUCCAUUUAACUUUGCAUGCUGUGUAUAUAAUCACUACUUUUAUUAUGUGUGUGGGUGUUUGUGAUUAUCAUUUACCUCUAAUUUAACGAAAGAAGAUAAAAUUCAAAAAGAAA